Molecule: messenger RNA, 807 nt
Organism: Saccoglossus kowalevskii
Lineage: Eukaryota; Metazoa; Hemichordata; Enteropneusta; Harrimaniidae
Product: leucine-rich melanocyte differentiation-associated protein-like
Molecular function (GO): protein binding
Source: RefSeq, a predicted model, not a curated record
AACUUGGAUGAGUGACUUGGCCACCACACGUAGACAACAAACGAAUGCCGAUCUUGAGUGGAUGUUCUUAACAUGAGGAAUAGUUCACUGUUUCAUCAUUUUGGGACGUGACUCGCAUUAUAAAUACAACUGGUCAUGGAUGAAAAUACUCGGCUGUCCCUUGCCUACCAAAAUCUGACUGAUCUGCCGGAUAGGUAUAUAAGACAAUAUGCAAACAGGCUUCAAGAAGUUGAUCUCAGCCAUAACCAGUUCACUCAAGUUCGUUUCCUGGAAGGCUUUCCCAAUCUUGACACUCUGAUAUUGGAUAAUAACAAUAUUAAGUCGCACACCAAAUUUCCACCACUGCCUAAUCUUACAACACUUUGGCUGAAUCGAAAUAAAAUUGACAAUUUGACAGUCUUUGUAGACAUGUUGGCAAGAUCCUUCCCAGCGUUGAAAUACCUAUGCAUGAUGGACAAUCCUGGUGCACCAAGUUAUUUUAAUGGUGGUACUUUCCAACAGUAUAAAGAAUACAGGCAGUAUGUUAUCAGUCAGUUGCCAUGCCUACAAGUAUUAGAUGAUGAAAAGAUUGCUCAAGAAGAAAGAUCAGAAGCGGAGAGAAUUUUCCGACAAUUACCUUCACAAAGCAGUGAACCAAGUCAAGCCAAGAAGAGAUCCAAGAAGAAAAAAAAGAAAAGAAGAUCAGACUUGGAAGUCACAUGAUAGUCACAUGAUCUCAUUUCAUUACAGUAUUGUAGUGAAAACCAAGUAGUACUUCUCAGUUUUGAGAAAUCACUCCUGUCUAGUUAUAUUUACACAAAAAGGUGC